This is a messenger RNA of Cercospora beticola, 1790 nucleotides long. Its product is annotated as glycoside hydrolase family 125 protein. NCBI's taxonomy places the organism in Eukaryota, Fungi, Ascomycota, Dothideomycetes, Mycosphaerellales, Mycosphaerellaceae. The record is from RefSeq and is a predicted model, not a curated record. Gene Ontology annotation, biological process: carbohydrate metabolic process.
CAAGCGCUGCACGAGCGCGUCGAUCACUCAUCGUCAUGUAGGGCAAGCUGAGGGCAUAUUCUUUCCUGCGCAUACAUACUGCCCACCUUCCGACUUGUCUUCCACCUCACCUUCCCUCUCCCCUUCAAUGCCCACCAUGGCGCUCAAGUAUAUCCUUUCCAGCGUCUCCUACCUGACUGCUGUCCUCGCAGCCGAGAACUUGACCUGUCCAGACUAUUCGGUAUACGCGAAAGAACGACAUGAGCCAUACUCUGAAGGCACAUACCAGCUCUCCUACCAGCGACCCGUGACGCGAUGUCGAACAUUCAACUCUUCCGUUGUGGAAGAGGCUAUUGAGCGGAUACAAGGCGAAAUCGCUGAUCCGGACUUGAAGAGGUUGUUUGAGAAUGCGUUUCCCAACACAUUGGACACUGCAGUCAAGUGGAAGGGCACAGCUGCUGGGUCGGAUGAGGAGUUGACAUUCCUGAUCACGGGUGACAUUGAUGCGAUGUGGUUGCGAGACUCAGCCAACCAGGUGCAGUCCUAUCUGCCACUUCUCGAGGCGUCGAGUGAGAGCAACUCCCUGGCAUCUCUCUUCCGUGGUGUCAUCAAUCUCCAGGCUCGCUACCUACUCUUUGACCCUUACUGUAACUCGUUUCAGCCUCCAGUGGAAUCCGGGCUCAACGCGAGCUUCAACGAAUAUGCGGCCGAAGAUAUUGUGUUGCCAAAAUAUGACAACACUACUGUGUUUGAAUGCAAAUAUGAGCUUGACUCGCUUGCUGCAUUCCUGCAAGUCUCAUACGAUUACUACAAAGCCACCCAGGACGCUGAGUUCUUUGGCAAAUAUCAAUGGAUGAAGGCAGUAGAGGCCGUGCUCAAGACUGCGGAGGAGCAGAUGGUCGGCUCAUACGAGCCAGAUGGGCGAGUAUACAACUUGACAUACCAAUUCCAAAGACCGACGACCAGAUCCACCGAGACACAGGCCAACAACGGCUUAGCCAACCCCUUCAACAACGGUACUGGUCUCGUGAGAUCUGCCUUCAGACCAGCCGACGAUGCAACAAUUUACCAAGGCCUGAUCCCGAGCAACAUGCAGUUCUCGCGCUACCUAGCUGCAACCGCGGAUAUUGCUGCCAAGAUCAGCGGCCAGGAAGCUCUUGCUCAGAAGAUGCGCGAUUUAUCCGAGAGCAUCAGAAACGCGAUCUCAAACUAUGGCAUUGUCGAAAUUCCAGGCUUCGGAAAGGUGUAUGCAUUCGAGGUCGAUGGCUACUGGGGACAAAACAUCAUGGAUGACGCCAACAUCCCAUCGCUGCUGUCCGCGCCCUUCCUGGGUUAUCUGAAUGCCAGCGAUGAGGUUUAUCAAAAUACCAGGAAGCUCAUCUUGAGUUCGGCGAAUCCAUACUUCAUGCGCGGACCUGUCAUCAACGGCAUCGGUGGCCCACACGUUGGCCCAGGCUAUGCUUGGCCGAUGGCAUCGAUUGUGCGAAUCUUGACGAGCAGUGACGAUGCAGAAAUCACAGAGCAGCUGCGAGAGAUUGUGAGCAGCACGGAUAGACUGGGACUGAUACACGAGAGUAUCAAUACCUUCAAUGCGAGCGAUUGGACAAGACAAUGGUUCUCAUGGGCAAACGGACUCUUCGGUCAAGCCAUUCUGGACUUGAGCGACCGCAAGGCAGAUAUUUUGAAGCAGAGCUUCCAGCAAAAAGAAACCUAUCGUAGUUAAAAACAGAUGCUGAACAGGUUUCCUGCGUUGAAACAAGCCCAAUAGUUGAACGUAAAACCCUUUCCUAUUCGAACUUCUCCUUUCAGUC